Molecule: messenger RNA, 2507 nt
Organism: Rhagoletis pomonella (apple maggot)
Lineage: Eukaryota; Metazoa; Arthropoda; Insecta; Diptera; Tephritidae
Product: protein 5NUC-like
Exons: 8
Coding region: 328-2112 (594 amino acids)
Biological process (GO): AMP catabolic process
Cellular component (GO): plasma membrane
Molecular function (GO): nucleotide binding; metal ion binding; 5'-nucleotidase activity
Source: RefSeq, a predicted model, not a curated record
UCUAGUGGAGUCAUUGGCACUGGUUUGUCUGGUUGCGGUGCUCGUGUACAUGUAGUGACCAGUUGCCGGGUUGUUUUGAUCGUGUGGCAUUGUUUGAAGUGCUACAAAAAAGUAUCAUUAGUGGUCAAAAUUGACUGAGAGUGCAAACAUUUCAUUUUUCAAACAGUUUUAGAAUAUCGAUAAAUUUUUUUAUUCUUGUGUACACAUGUAACUAUAAGUGAGUGAUAACACAAACACCAUUUACAUUUUCGUAUUUACACAGAUGUUUUUUUACCUCGUAAAUGACAAAUGUAUGUAAUUGUGCAUCUGUAGUAUUAAACCAAAGAUAUGGUCAAGAUAAUUUUAUGUUUGCUGGUCGCUUAUGCCACUUUGCUGUGUGAAUCACAUGCAAACCCAAUCGAUGGAAAAGCCUUUGUGGCCACUGAGUUCCUAGUGCUGCAUAACAACGAUAUGCAUGCCCGUUUCGAGCAGACUAACGUUAAUGGUGGCACGUGUGCAAAAGAAGACGCCAAUUCAAAUAAAUGCUAUGGAGGCUUUGCACGAGUCGCCUACGAAGUGCGUAAACAUCGAAAAGAAGCAGAAGAAGGUGGUUUACCGGUGGUAUAUUUGAACGCAGGCGACACUUAUACCGGUACACCAUGGUUCGCUAUAUUUAAGGAUAAUAUUAGCGCAGCCUUUUUGAACAUUUUGGAGCCGGACGCGAUCUCAUUGGGCAAUCAUGAAUUUGACGAAAAAGUCGAGGGUUUGAUUCCAUUCUUGAGGAAUGUGAAUUUUCCCGUUCUAACAUGUAACUUGGACCUUAGUAAGGAACCGGAAAUGGCCGCUUCGCAGCACUUGAUGAACUCAACUGUGCUCGAAGUCAAUGGAACCAAAAUUGGUGUAAUCGGUUAUUUGACUCCGGACACCAAGUAUUUAGUCACAUCGAAUACAAUUGAUUUUUUGGAUGAAGUUGAGAGUAUUAAUGAAGAGGCUGCAAAAUUAAAGGCUCAAGGCAUAAACAUCAUUAUAGCCUUGGGUCAUUCUGGUUACCAACGAGAUCAGGAAAUAGCUGCAAAAUGCCCAGAGGUUGAUGUUGUCAUUGGUGGCCACUCCCACUCUUUCCUUUACACCGGUACUGAACCUGAUGUGGAGCGUAGUGAGGGCCCCUAUCCGACAGUUGUCAAGCAGAGCAGCGGCAAGGAAGUACCAGUAGUACAAGCAUAUGCCUACACUAAAUAUCUAGGCAAACUUCACCUACAGUUCGAUAAAGAUGGAAAUCUAAUUGAGUUCGAUGGCACUCCCAUUUUGCUUAAUGCAUCUGUACCACGAGAGAACGAUGUCCUGCAACUACUAGACGUGUACCGCCCGAACAUCACCGAACUGGAGAACUCAAUUGUAGGCCAUACUAAAGUGCAACUUGAGGGUCGCUCUACCGUUUGCCGCCAAUACGAAUGUAAUUUGGGUAAUCUAAUUGCCGAUUCUAUGGUAUAUGCGCGAGUAAUGGAAGAUCAAGGCGGUGUUUUCUGGACGGAUGCGCCAAUUGCCAUCAUAAAUGGUGGUGGUAUUCGUAGCGGCAUCGAUAAACGCUCGGAUGGUUCAAUUACGGCAAAUGACGUUUUAUCGGUUCUACCAUUUAAAAACAAACUGUAUGUGAUUCAAAUAUCAGGAACAAGGUUACGCGCAACGCUCGAAUUGUCGGCCACGAAACGAACCAAGGAUUCUAGUGGUGGAUUUCUCCAGUUUUCUGGCUUACACGUUACCUACAACUACCAAAACGAGGAGGGCAAUCGUGUGACAUCGGUUGAAGUACGUUGCGGAGAAUGUGAAAUUCCAGAUUACGAGCCAUUGGAUGACUCCAAGGCCUAUAGCAUUGUAACGUCUGAAUUCCUAAAAGAUGGCGGUGAUCAACAUGAACUUGUUGAGAAUGGCACUACACCAGUAGUCAUGAAAUGGGAAGAUGAUGAAGCGCUUAGCGAGUAUUUGAAGCAUCGCGACUUUGUUUACCCCGGCAUAGAGGGGCGAAUUACCGUUAUCGAUUCAACAAACUCUGCCGCCUCAAUUCCCAAAUCCAUUAUCUGGCUUAUAUUUGCGCUUCUUUUCAUCGAUUAUUCAAUUAGUCAAAAUUCAAUUUAGUAUUCCAAAAAAGCAUGCUUUUUAUGUAAAGAUACAUAUGUACAUAUGCGUUUUUAAUAUGUAGAAUUUGUCAUUAAAGAAACAGAAUUUAAAUAUGAAAGUAAAUGUAAAAAGUAAACUAAACUUCAAUCGCUAAUAUCUGGUUCUUUAUAAUCAGCGCUACUACAGAAUCCACCAAAGCCCGGUUAUUCGUGAAAUCUUCGAAAAUGCCAUCACUGAAUCCGAAUAGCCACGAACGUAGCGUAUACUUUGAUUCAGUGAUCGCAUUUCCGUUGGAUUUCACGAAAAAUCAAACUACGAUGGAUUCUGUGAUAGCCCCAAUAUGUAUGUAUAAACCUAAUAAUUUGUCAUAAUACACACGUCUUUAUAUUAUGAAAUAAAAAGUGAUCAACUCA